Molecule: messenger RNA, 600 nt
Organism: Letharia columbiana
Lineage: Eukaryota; Fungi; Ascomycota; Lecanoromycetes; Lecanorales; Parmeliaceae
Exons: 2
Coding region: 1-600 (199 amino acids)
Source: RefSeq, a predicted model, not a curated record
AUGCCUAGGUCUCGAAGCCUUAGGCCAGUAAGCGCGGCAAGCGAACUAUCUGUUGAGGAGGGCUACGGACUCGUCGACGGCGAUGACAUGUGUGGGCGCAAAUGGGUACGUCAACAAGGGGCUGUAAAUGAGCCGAGUGGAGGCACAAUUAAAAUCGCGGCCACCAAGCUCUCUGUAGAUGUUGCAAAGGCCAUAAGAGACUUUGCAAGCUCCAAAGACAAGAAAUCUCUAGUCCCCGAAACAAGAUCAGGGCAUAGUCAGGUACAAAUAGACGCAGAGUCGGACUGGCAGCCAAGACAGCACGCUUUCACCGCGAUCAACACGCUUGCGACACCGAAUUUGCACACUGUCAAAUCCACCAAGGCUGAAGGUAAAUGUGGUGGAAGUCUGAUAGCAUUUGAGGGCCUACACAGCAAGGAAACAGACAAGGUGAAAGCGCCAAAAUACCGGAGCAGCUUCGCUCACCGCGCUGCAAACAAAGACAGACGUAUGGCAAACGAGACAGGUAGCAGAAGAAAUCAUGGGGCACACAGAAAUUCACAAGCAAAGGAUGAAGAUUCAAAAACUAGAGUCUCUCUUGGCAAGCAGAACGAAGGCUAA